CUUCCGGCGGAGCCCUCGGUCUUCGCGCAUCGCCGUCAUGGCAGCCGAAGAGAAGGAUCCUCUGAGCUAUUUCGCAGCUUACGGGAGCAGCAGCUCAGGCUCCUCCGACGAGGAGGAUAACAGCGACCCGGAGGAAACCAGUCGCAGAGCUCCGGAUCCGGCAAAGUCGGCGGGCGGAUGUGGGAACAAGACGGAGAAGCGGCUGCCUGGACCUGACGAGUUGUUCCGGAGCGUGACUCGUCCGGCCUUUCUCUACAAUCCGCUUAACAAACAGAUAGACUGGGAGAGGCACGUCGUCAAGGCUCCUGAGGAGCCUCCAAAGGAAUUCAAAGUCUGGAAGUCAAACUAUGUUCCACCUCCAGAGACCUACACUACUGAGAAGAAACCUCCUCCUCCAGAGCUGGAUAUGGCAAUAAAAUGGUCUAACAUAUAUGAAGACAAUGGUGAUGAUGCCCCACAGAACGUUAAGAAAGCUAGGCUUCUCCCAGAAGGGGAGGAGACAGUGGAAUCAGAUGAAGAAAAAGAUGAGCAUACUUCUAAAAAGCGCAGAGUAGAACCAGGAGAACCGACAAAGAAGAAAAAGUAGAAAACAGCAAACAACAAGAAAUUUUGGACUGCAAAACUAUUGAAAUGUUUUUUUGACAGAUAAGUUGAUAUUGUAAAUUAUUAUGAAACAUCAUCCUCAUGAAAGUACAUGAAUUAACUAAUAAGUAUUGCUGCAGGAACUUCCCACUGUAGAAUUCACUUUUUAUUUAAAAUUUGUGUGUAUUUAAAACUCAGAUGGUGACUUGUGAUUGUGAAGUUGACAACACUUGGGAGCUUUCUUGCUAUCAGAAUUGGUGACAUGCUUUAAGCGUUCUGUCACAUGUUGACAUGCCAAUGUCCUAUGAACCUUUUAUAAAGGAAUAUAUUUUUAAAGUAAAUAUAUUGUAACAUACUGUGAACUUGUAGGGUGCUUUUCAACAGUGUUUGUACAGUGUAAAUAGAUCAUGGAAAUAAAAGUGCUUAUUCAAUAUUACUGUUACUGCAUAACAUUAACAUCUGAAUAUCUGUGACAAAUACUCUCUUUGCCAUGUGAUGUUAGUAGUAGGUAUUAGCAUUUAGGGAGUGCCUCCUGUGUUCCGGGGGCUUUGUGCGUAUAUUAUCUCUGAUCUGCUAACAGCCUAGUAAAGCAUGUGUUAGUAGCCUCAUUUUAUAAUAAAGAGUGAUUAACUUCUCCCAGGUUACACAGCAAGUGAGAAAUUAAUUUGGGAUUCAAUUCAUGAUAUUUGAACUCGAAAAUCGUCACACUAAACUACCUGUCCACCAGUCAAUUUAGGAACUGCAUUUGGUAUCUCUUCCAGGUACUCUUGUGGUAGUUAGUGGAGCGCCUCUCCUCGUGUGAUUGUUCAUAUUACUGCGCUUAUCAUACACAUACACCUUACUUGUCAGUUUCCCUGUUAAAUAGUAAGUUUUGCUAAAGAUAAUCUUCUACAAAGAGUUGUCAGAUGCCUCAAAUAAAAAUACAGGACAUAUAGCUAAGUUUGAAUUUUAGAUAAACAUCAAAUAAUGUUUUAGUGUAGGUAAUAUUUAGGACCUGUUUAUACUAAAAAUUUAUGAGAAAUUCAAAUUUAAAUGGGUAUCUUGUAUUUUUAUCUGCCAACUCUAUUUCUAUGUGUUUACCCACCUCCUAUUUUAGUGCUUUGCGUAUUGUAAUAAUAAAAUCAACAAGGUUGUAGUUAGGAAGAGAAUCUUUGACUUGACUUACACAGUCCAAAAUACAGUGCUGCUAUUUGUGACAUUUUGAACAAUAA
Pteronotus mesoamericanus is the source of this 1793-nucleotide messenger RNA. RefSeq names its product chromosome unknown C1orf52 homolog (gene CUNH1orf52). Bases 38 to 586 code for a protein of 182 amino acids. NCBI's taxonomy places the organism in Eukaryota, Metazoa, Chordata, Mammalia, Chiroptera, Mormoopidae. The record is from RefSeq and is a predicted model, not a curated record. The transcript is spliced from 3 exons.